Camelina sativa (false flax) is the source of this 408-nucleotide messenger RNA. The record is from RefSeq and is a predicted model, not a curated record. Lineage: Eukaryota; Viridiplantae; Streptophyta; Magnoliopsida; Brassicales; Brassicaceae.
AUGGAGAUGGAACGUAUCCUUACAAUCUUCACAGCCAUCGAUUUUUCAGGAAAUCAACUCCAUGGACCGAUUCCUGAUUCCAUUGGUCUGCUGAAGGAGCUUCUUAUUCUCAACUUGUCAAGCAAUGCUUUCACGGGCCACAUCCCAUCUUCUUUAAUCAACUUGACGAAGAUUCCUUCCGAGCUUGGGGCACUCUCUUCUAUCGAAAUGAUAAACGUUUCACAUAACCAGCUUGUAGGUUCCAUACCACAAGGCACACAGUUUCGAAGGCAAAAAUGUUCCUCCUAUGAUGGAAACCCCGGAAUUAAUGGUCCUUCCCUUAAGGAUGUUUGUAGAGAUAUUAAAGCCCCACUUGAACCGCUGGAGACAAAAGAAGAAGAAGAAGAAUCACUGAGUUGGGAUACAUAG